AACAACAUCUCUCCGCGCCCACUAACUUCUUUCGCCUUUCAUUAUCAACAUCCACGAUGUCGUUCUUUGGGAGUACGACAUCAACAACAGCCACGACCAGCAAUGCUGAGAAAGACAUCGAAAUAUCCGACCCCCCUACAGACUCGGUAUCCUCCAUGUCUUUUUCCUCACAAGCGGAUUAUCUAGCAGUGGGCAGUUGGGACAACAGUGUUCGCAUAUACGAAAUAGGAGCAGGAGGCCAGUCUCAAGGCAAAGCAAUGUACCAACAUCAAGGGCCUGUGCUAUCCGUCUGUUGGAACAAGGAAGGAACCAAAUUAUUUUCAGGAGGAGCCGACAAUGCUGGACGUAUGUUCGAUACUACCACUGGUCAAGCCACCCAAGUCGCACAACACGAUGCACCCAUCAAAGUCGUCAAGUGGAUUGAAGCACCACAAGCGAACAUUUUGGCUACUGGCAGCUGGGACAAGACGAUAAAGUACUGGGACCUACGAAGCGCCCAACCUGUUGCAAGCGUGACCCUCCCAGAAAGAUGCUACACUCUCGACGUGCAAUACCCAUUGAUGGUGGUUGGAACUGCCGAGCGUCACAUCCAAAUAUACAAUUUGACCAACCCCACAACGCCGUAUAAAACCAUAACUUCGCCACUUAAGUGGCAAACACGCGUCGUUUCUUGUUUUACCGCUUCUCAGAAUAGCGGGUUUGCUGUUGGCAGUAUUGAAGGGAGAGUUGCAAUUCAAUAUGUGGAGGAUAAAGAUAGCGGAAACAACUUCUCAUUCAAGUGCCACCGUAGGGAUUCUGUUCCCAACAACAAGGACCAGGCAAUGGUUUACGCAGUCAAUGACAUCUCUUUCCAUCCUGUUCACGGAACGUUCUCCACUUGCGGUUCAGACGGAACCAUUCACUUCUGGGAUAAGGACGCCCGGACGCGCCUGAAAACUUUUGAGCCUGCUCCCGCCGCUAUCGCCUGCAGUGCCUUCAACCACACUGGUAACAUCUUCGCAUAUGCAAUCUCGUACGACUGGUCGAAAGGACAUUCUGGGAUGACACCGGGACAUCCAAAUAAAUUGAUGUUACAUGCUUGCAAAGAGGAAGAAGUCAAAAAGAGGCCCAGAAAGUAGUGGUUUACGCCCUCCCUUUAGGAGACCCUGCACUGCGUGACAUUCCUUCGCUGAAUCAUACUUACCUACUCACUUAGCACCAUAGCGUAUCUAUUUCAGUUCUUUCCUCAUGUAACAGUGAAGAACAUAUUAUGAUUAUGUUGUUCAGUAUGAAUCAAAGAGAAUUAUUUUUCA
Marasmius oreades (fairy-ring Marasmius) is the source of this 1292-nucleotide messenger RNA. RefSeq lists its product as uncharacterized. Lineage: Eukaryota; Fungi; Basidiomycota; Agaricomycetes; Agaricales; Marasmiaceae. Gene Ontology annotation, molecular function: RNA binding; ubiquitin binding. The transcript has 8 exons. The record is from RefSeq and is a predicted model, not a curated record. The coding region runs from base 57 to 1118 and encodes 353 amino acids. Gene Ontology annotation, cellular component: nuclear pore. Gene Ontology annotation, biological process: RNA export from nucleus; transcription-dependent tethering of RNA polymerase II gene DNA at nuclear periphery.